This is a messenger RNA of Penicillium angulare, 1149 nucleotides long. RefSeq lists its product as uncharacterized. The record is from RefSeq and is a predicted model, not a curated record. The transcript has 4 exons. The coding region runs from base 1 to 1149 and encodes 382 amino acids. Gene Ontology annotation, molecular function: O-methyltransferase activity. NCBI's taxonomy places the organism in Eukaryota, Fungi, Ascomycota, Eurotiomycetes, Eurotiales, Aspergillaceae.
AUGGAAAGCUUAAUUGCAAAGAUACAGCAGGAGGCUGCUUCAGCCAGUUAUGUAGCACGUAAAAAGCUGCUAGACACCUUGCGAGACUUGCAAUACAGCAUCGAGACUCCUGAGGAUGCUAUGCAGAGAGUUAUUCACAUGAACCUUCACUUUGCUUCGAUCAAGACAGCUCUUGACUUGAACCUCUUCAAUGAUAUUCUUGACAACUCAGAGCCCUCAACUAUCGAGAACUUGGCAGCCAAGCACGAUGCAGACCCUCAACUUCUCGGUCGCAUUUUAAGAUACCUGGCGUCGCUUGGAGUAAUUAAAGAGACUGACAGAGACACCUUUGUUGCAACACCCUAUACAUCCAACCUCGGAAAACCCGAGAUCCAAGCUGGCUUGUAUGUCUAUUUUGAUAUGUGUAACCCAACAUAUCAAGAAAUGCCUCGUUAUCUUGCGGAAACUGGUUACAAGAAUCCCACAAGUUUCACAGACGGUAUUUUCCAAAGGGCUCACAAAACCGACCUGCACACGUUUGCCUGGGUGCAUGGUGAUCCCGUGAGAAGUGCUCACUUCAAUCACUUUAUGAAAGCCCAACGCGGAUCCCAAGUCAAAUGUUUCGAGCUUUACCCCUUUGACAAGGAGAGUGAGGGCUGGCCAUCGGAGAAGCCCCUGUUUGUGGAUGUUGGUGGUGGCGCCGGAUAUCAAACUGCCUCGUUCAAGGAGAAAUUCCCUAAUCUGCCCGGUCGUGUGGUCCUGCAAGAUCUGCCAGAGCCAGUCGAGGACGCCAAAUUAGUAGUUCCAAGCGACGUCGAGCGAAUGGUGCAUAAUUUCUUCGAACCACAGCCCAUUAAAGGUGCCAAGUACUACUAUUUGCGAAUGAUCUUGCACGACCAUACAGAUGAGAAUAGCAAAAAGAUUUUGGCCAAUCUGGUCCCAGCUCUGGAGAAAGACUCUCUUAUCUUGCUUGAUGAAAUGGUUUUGCCCACUAAGCACGUGGAUGAGCCAUCUACACAAGCGGAUUUGACUAUGAUGGCGUUCCAUAGCUCGAUGGAGCGGUCCGAGGAUCAAUGGGCGACGCUUGUGGGAGCGGUAGGAUUGAAGGUCAAGAAGGUUGUGAUGUACGCGCCGGGCUUUAAUCUGAGUGUUGUUGCAUGUGGGCUGUAA